This is a messenger RNA of Fusarium coffeatum, 480 nucleotides long. RefSeq lists its product as uncharacterized. The transcript has 3 exons. The record is from RefSeq and is a predicted model, not a curated record. Lineage: Eukaryota; Fungi; Ascomycota; Sordariomycetes; Hypocreales; Nectriaceae. The coding region runs from base 1 to 480 and encodes 159 amino acids.
AUGUCUAUCAAUAAAGGCGACGUCCUCACCAUCCCGGUCUACAACCAGGAGGCAGAGAACAACGCCAUCGAGCUCGAAUGGCAACAAGCUCGGCGCACCCGCACCGCGCGCUACUAUGUUGUCAAAGCCCGCAACCAGUCUAAGGAUAACGCCGACGUCUUGAUCUUUAUCCAGGACCGCUUCUACAAAGAUUUCAACAGAAACUGUCCUGGUGCUCGGCAGGAGGGCGACUCUUGGGUUGUUAGUAUCGAUCGCCAGUUCCAGUACGGUCAGAAGAACAAGAGCGGGGAAGGUCGCUGGCUUGCCCUCCAUGAUAAGAUGAACAUCCCGUAUCAGCAUCGCUUUUUGGUUUUGACUAUUGAGAGCAAGAUUAGUGAACAAGCCAAGAACUUGGCGAAGAUAUUUGGCGCUGAGGAUAUUGCUGAUCAAGUCAUGAAGCCUGACAGGCCCUUCGUUGGUGAUUACCUUCGUGACUUCUAG